CCCCUUGUCAUUUGUGUUUACAGUUUACUCUAACUAAAAAUAUCCAGUAAAUCUAUGUAUUGUUUGUAUUCCAAAUAAUUUAUAAAAUUCCUCUCUCUCUCUCUCUCUCUCUCUCUCUCUCUCUCUCUUAGCUUGCUGCGACUAGUUAUCAACAAUUCCACUCUACGCUGCACAUUAAAACUUGCAAGUCUCUCUCUCUCUCUCUCACUGUGUGUGUGUGUUUUUCUUUUUUCUUUUUUAUAUAUCUACUCUAGUGGCUUUCUCUUUCUACCUCUUUCUCACCGAGUAUUUGGAAUUCCACAGACCAUAGGAAUUGAUGUUGAUAUAUGCGGCAUAGAAAUUCAAUUCAAUUCAAUUCAAUCUGAGUCUAGUUUCAAUUGGGUGUGAUUCGAUUCGAGUUUUCUUGAUGGUCUCAACUCUUUCCACCAAAUCCCACAACAGAAUCAAUGCGAAAAAGUAAAAAAAGAUCUCAUAUUGUUUUCUUCCCUCUCUCCUCUCUCUUGUAUAGUUAGUUUCUUACUUGAUGGAAUUUCUGGGCUCUGUUUUACUUCAGAAAUUACUAGAGAGAUCGACCAAGAUACAUAUCUUCUAAAUUAUUGGGAUACUGGAUUGGAUUGGUUGUUACUGGCAGAUAAAUAAAAUCUUAGGAAAUGGGAUGUUUUGUAUCGACUCUAAAAGACACUGGAGGGAAUCGGAGGAGGCCAGCAAACAUUGGGGAUGUCACUGUAUUUGUUCCAGGUUUACGAAUCCCUAAGCCAGCCAAUUUCUCAGAGUCGCUGGGCGAUCACCUAUCUAAAAGCUUGGUGGAACGCCUUUCUGCUCUUAGAACGAGAAUAGUUGUUAUGGCCGGGCAAGAAGCUCCAACGAUUACAAGAACCAGAAGGAAAACUGCUACCCAACAUGGAGGUUCAACGCUGGGUGAUCUCCUUCAGGCUCUAGAAGAUUAUCUGCCAGUGCUUCUGGGAUUGGUUAAAGAUGGGAGUCCUCUGCAACAUAAAGUACAGUUCGUUUGGAUCAAUCAAGAAGAUGAAGCAGAGGAAACGGAAAUGUAUAGUGCUUGGUAUGAAGUACUAUCUGUUUUGCACUUGAUGGCAACACUAUCGUUAUCCCAAGCUAAUCUAUUGCUCCUUCCAAGAACGUCCGUUGAUGGUUAUCAGCCCAAGCUAUCAGAAGAGAGUCGUCGAUCUUCUGUUGAUGUUUUCUUGAAAGCAGCCGGGUACCUUGACUGUGCUGUUCGGCAUGUUCUCCCACAAUUGCCUGACGAACUGAGGAGAAAUCUUCCAGUGGACCUUGCUGAAGGAGUCCUACGGGCACUUUGCCUCCAAGCACUUGGGCAGGGCGUUGAUAUUCAGCUGGGACUUGCUAUUGACAGCACUAAAGCAACAUUGGCUGUUAAAAGAAGGCUUGCCUGUGAGAUGGUAAAAUAUUGGCAGCAGGCCCAAGAUAACAUAAUGAACCUUCCGUUAGGGAAUGGCUGGGGAGAAAAGCAUAGGCUAUUUGUGAAGUGGAAAUACGUAGAAGCGAAGUCUGCAGCAUACUAUUAUCACGGCCUAAUUCUGGACGAGGGGAACACGGAGAAGUCUCACGGAAUGGCUGUAGCUGCUCUGCAAGCAGCAGAUGAGUACCUCAAAGAGAGCAACAAGGCAUCUGAAGCUUUUCAUGCAUCAGUCCCCCUAUCUAGGAAUCCUCCUCUCUGGGGAACCAUGAAGUAUCUGUCUGAAAAGAUUCCAAAGGAUACUAAUAGCAAAGCGCGAACGAACGAGGACCUUUACUCCCACGACAAAAUAAUGGAGGCAGCACCAACGUUGCCGGAUUUCGCCUUGGCCCUCAAACCGGACGAAUACCAGCUUCCUCCUGUGGAUCUCUCGUGGAAUCAAGAACCUCAGAAGAGUAGAUGAAUUAUGAAUUAUCUGUUUGCUGUAUCUCAAUGCUCCCAAUUUCGUUCCUUCUUCUUUGAAAAUAUCGGGUGAAUGUUUGGUUGCAGAUAAAAUUCACAUUUUGGUGUAAAUCUCAGUGUGUGCAAGUAAACAAAAGGGAAUGCUCGGUAGCAUAAUAAUUUCCACAACCUUUUCCUCAA
Messenger RNA from Salvia miltiorrhiza (redroot sage), 2077 nucleotides. RefSeq names its product vacuolar protein-sorting protein BRO1. The record is from RefSeq and is a predicted model, not a curated record. The transcript has 13 exons. NCBI's taxonomy places the organism in Eukaryota, Viridiplantae, Streptophyta, Magnoliopsida, Lamiales, Lamiaceae. Bases 651 to 1898 code for a protein of 415 amino acids.